Molecule: messenger RNA, 1740 nt
Organism: Miscanthus lutarioriparius
Lineage: Eukaryota; Viridiplantae; Streptophyta; Magnoliopsida; Poales; Poaceae
Source: the annotation of a GenBank genome assembly
AUGGCGGCGGGGGACGGGCCCUUCGCCGGCCUCGUCGCCGCCACCUCCCGGAUUGCUUCCCUCGGCCGCGCGGGCGACGCGGCCUCCGCGUUCGCCGUGUUCGACGCCAUGCCGCGGCGUGACGCCGUGGCCUGGAACGCCAUGCUCACCGCCUACGCGCGCGCCGGGCAGCCGCGCGACGCGCUCGCGCUCUUCUCCCGCGCGCCCGCGCCCGACGCGUUCUCGCUCACCGCUGCGCUCUCCGCGGCCGCGGCACUCCGAAGCCCCACCUCCGGAGCGCAGCUGCACGCCCGCCUCCUCCGAGUCGGCCUGCGGGCGCUGCUCCCAGUGGGCAACGCGCUCAUCGCCAUGUACGCCAAGUGCGCCCGCGCCGAAGACGCCGCGCGCGCCUUCCGGGAGAUGCGCGAGCGCAAUGCGCUGUCCUGGUGCUCGCUCCUGCAUGCCUAUGCCGCCUCAGACCACUUGAGGCUCGCACAGGAACUGUUUGAUGAAAUGCCCAACAGAAAUAAUGUCGCCUGGAACACAUUGCUUAUGGGAUAUUCACGCAGCGGCAAUGCUAACCAGUGCUUGCUUAUCUUCAACAAGAUGCGUAUGGCUGGACUGACUUGUGAUGAUGCAACACUCUGCCUUCUUGUUGAUGUUUGCACCGAGCUGCCCAACCCAUCUGCUGGCUCUGCAAUUCACAAGAUUGUAGUGCAGAGUGGAUGGAAUGCAAUGGCCGAGGUCAGUAACUCCCUGAUUUCCCUGUAUACUAAAUUCAGUUUGCUUGAUGAUGCCGUGCGGAUUUUUGAGUCCAUGGAGGUGCAGACCAUUGUAUCGUGGAAUUCACUGAUUGAUGCUUACAUGAAGCUUGGCUGUGUAGAAAAAGCCACUUCUCUCUUCAGAAGUGUACCUGAGACCAAUGUCAUCUCAUGGACUGCAAUGAUCGGAGGACUUGCAAGGAACGGCUGUGCUGAUGAAGCACUCAUGCUAUUUGUCGAGAUGUUGGCACACCAACACAUCCAUCCGGAUGACUUCACAUUUGGGGCUGUGCUGCAUGCUUGUGCUACUGUGGCAUCUCUAGCAAGUGGAAGGAUGGUCCACUGUAGGGUGUUCCAAAGUGGGUUUGCAUCCUACUUGUACGUGGCCAACAGCUUGAUGGACAUCUUGAAAUCCCAUGAGGUCUGCCCCGAUGAGGUGACAUUUACAGGCUUACUCACAGCCUGUAGCCACUCUGGUCUUCUGGAGCAUGGGAAAACCUUCUUCGAGUCGAUGGUGUCUGUUCAUGGAAUUCAGCCAAAGCCAGAGCAUAUGUCUUGCAUUCUUGACAUGUAUGCGAGAUCAGGGAACAUUACAAAGGCUAUGGAGAUGCUGGAUCGUUAUUCAGAAAUGAUUCAGACACAUAACAGCGACAUACGUGAAGCUCUGCUUAGCGCAUGCUCUUUGGAACACCUGAAUUUCAGUGUUGCAAGGAAGGCAGUGAAAGACAUGGUGGCGACCAAGUCUGCGGGAGACGUGGGUUAUGUCAUGCUGUCCAACUUAUUCUGCGUCACUGGGCAGUGGAACCAGGUUGAGCGGGUGCGAAUAGCAAUGGCUGAGUAUGGCAUCAAGAAAUCACCUGGAUGUAGCUGGAUAGAGGUCCAAGGUGCUGUUAAGGUUUUUGUAUCAGGUGCACAAGAUCUUGAUCAUUCAGGUUCUGUAUGGGAUGUUAUUAGCUUGUUGGAUGGCGAAAUGAGAAAUAUCAUGCAUUUUGAUGUGUAG